GUGGAAACUGCGUGUACUACGAGUCCUGGCGCAAACUUAACAGCUGCAACGUUUGAUAGUUUCAAAAUGCUCGAAAAGGCGGAGCUGCCGCUUCAUAAAUCUCUGUUCUCGACGCUGGACGAUGGGAACGCUUUGGACGACAUUCCUUUUCUUUUUUCCCUGGAUGUCGAGUCCAUCGUUGAAUCAACCGCAGCGACGCAUUUUGCGCAGCUGCGGAUCCCACUAUUGGCCACUGUCUCAUCACUAGAGGUGAACAGCGUAAUGUUUAAAACUGCCUCAGGAGCAGCGUCACGCAAAAUUUACUUAAUGCUGCAACGCUUAGACUUCAACGAUGAGCCCGAAGGACCACCGGUUCCAAUCACCAUCACAGACGCAACCCAAUGCGCAGUGGCAGCUCGAUUCAAACUGAAGACAAACGAUCACGUUCGUCUGAUCCUUGUCCAAAGAGGAACCGGCGCUGGAGUACGUGAGAUUGUUUUUAAUGGGUUUCUUUUGCAAAGCCCAGAGAGCUUCGUAAUGUCGGUUGCACCACCAGCUGCUUUGACGUCGUGGACUCCUGGUUCGUUUAAAUUAAUGGAAGGUGAACGACCUGUCCAGACGAGAAAGCGAUCGCAUUCUUCCGAAAAGCAGCACCCGAAGGAUGACGAAGGUGAGGACGAAGUCCCGACGCUUAUCUAUGCACCUGUAAUUGGAGGGGAUGACGAGAGCUAA
Leptomonas pyrrhocoris is the source of this 711-nucleotide messenger RNA. RefSeq lists its product as hypothetical. NCBI's taxonomy places the organism in Eukaryota, Euglenozoa, Kinetoplastea, Trypanosomatida, Trypanosomatidae. The transcript has a single exon. The coding region runs from base 67 to 711 and encodes 214 amino acids. The record is from RefSeq and is a predicted model, not a curated record.